AUGGAACUCACAAUGGAAAACAUUGGAAACAUGCACGGCGUCUCGCACUCGCAUGCGGGGGACUUGAUGAAUUCCUCGCAUAGUAGACAAGCGUCGGCGUCGCACCGGAACUUGGCAUCGCACGGGCGCUCGGCGAUGGUCUCCAGCAUGGCUUCGAUUCUGGAGGGCGCCGGAGAGUACCGGAGCGACCCCACGCUGUCUGGUCACCUGCAUCCCGCCAUGACCAUGUGCGAGUCGGGCAUGGGUCUGUCCAAUACGUACACCACCCUCACACCGCUCCAACACCUGCCACCCAUCUCCACGGUGUCCGACAAGUUCCACCAUCCCCACCCGCACCCGCAUCACCACGCCGCGCACCAGCGCCUCUCCUCCGGCAACGUCAGCGGCAGUUUUACGUUCAUGCGGGAUGACCGCGGCCUGGCCUCCAUGGGCAACUUAUACGGCCACUACCCCAAAGAGAUGUCCGGGAUGAGCCAGCCGCUCUCCCCGCUCUCCAACGGCCUCGGAUCCCUGCACAAUUCCCAGCAAGCGCUAUCAGCGUACGGGCCGGGCGCGCACCUCCCCAACGACAAGAUGCUCUCCUCGGGAGGCUUCGAGUCCCAUGCGGCGAUCCUGUCGAGGAGCGAGGAGCAUCUCGCUCGGAGUUUAGGAGGCCACGGGCACGGCAUGAUCUCCAAUCUGAACGGCAUGCACCCUCACAGCCACCUGCACUCGCAGGCAAACGGGUCCAUGCUGAGCGACAGAGAGCGGCACGGCGCCGGGCCCGGGCUGAGCGGCGGCUCGGGGCAGGGGGACGAGAUCAACACCAAAGAGGUGGCCCAGAGGAUCACGGCCGAGCUGAAGCGGUACAGCAUACCUCAAGCCAUUUUCGCCCAGAGGAUCUUGUGUCGAUCCCAGGGAACUCUAUCUGACCUCCUGCGCAACCCGAAGCCCUGGAGUAAACUUAAGUCCGGCCGGGAGACAUUCAGGAGGAUGUGGAAGUGGUUGCAAGAACCCGAAUUCCAGAGGAUGUCUGCGUUAAGGCUCGCAGCCUGCAAGAGAAAGGAACAAGAGCAGCACAAAGACAGAAACAUGGUGCCCAAGAAACAGCGUCUGGUCUUCACCGACCUGCAGCGGCGGACCCUCAUCGCGAUCUUCAAGGAGAACAAGCGGCCCAGCAAAGAGAUGCAGAUUACGAUCUCUCAGCAGCUGGGCCUGGAGCUCUCCACCGUCAGCAAUUUCUUCAUGAACGCCCGGCGCCGCUGCGUGGACCGCUGGCAGGACGAGCACGCGUCCAGCCACGGUCAGCCCGGUACCUCGGCCACCACUUUCUCCAAGGCGUGA
Xyrauchen texanus (razorback sucker) is the source of this 1323-nucleotide messenger RNA. RefSeq names its product hepatocyte nuclear factor 6-like. Gene Ontology annotation, cellular component: nucleus. Bases 1 to 1323 code for a protein of 440 amino acids. Gene Ontology annotation, biological process: regulation of transcription by RNA polymerase II. Gene Ontology annotation, molecular function: RNA polymerase II cis-regulatory region sequence-specific DNA binding; DNA-binding transcription factor activity, RNA polymerase II-specific. The record is from RefSeq and is a predicted model, not a curated record. The transcript has 2 exons. NCBI's taxonomy places the organism in Eukaryota, Metazoa, Chordata, Actinopteri, Cypriniformes, Catostomidae.